This is a messenger RNA of Angiostrongylus costaricensis, 318 nucleotides long. NCBI's taxonomy places the organism in Eukaryota, Metazoa, Nematoda, Chromadorea, Rhabditida, Metastrongylidae. The record is from the annotation of a GenBank genome assembly.
AUGGAUCCUUAUGAACAGUACAGGUUCAUAUCUUUUUCUUUCUUGUUUUUAUCUGAUCCUUUCAAAUUACUUAAUUGGAUAUUUGGAUGGCCCAGCUUCCCUGUUUACGGGCGACCUCAGCAUAAUUUCCCCUAUUUCGGAGUUUUGCUGGUCUACCCAUUAUGGUCCCUGGAGUCCCAAGGUCAGCUCGGCCAAAGUCUGCCCCAGGUGGGCACCACCAGAGGCAGUCGCCGCAUUUGUGGAUCAAAGGAGAUUUACCACCAUGCGACUAGUUUGAUAUUAGGAUGGUGGUGGAUCUCGCCAUUGGUUUACUCUUAG